Molecule: messenger RNA, 876 nt
Organism: Hydra vulgaris (swiftwater hydra)
Lineage: Eukaryota; Metazoa; Cnidaria; Hydrozoa; Anthoathecata; Hydridae
Product: antistasin
Molecular function (GO): serine-type endopeptidase inhibitor activity
Source: RefSeq, a predicted model, not a curated record
GAUCAGCUUAGUAUAUUAUGAAAUAUAUACAGCAGGUGUUGUAUUUAUAUUUACGCAUCAAAAAAUCUAUAAAAGCUGUCAAAAACUUACCUUUAUAUUUUCAAUAUUCAAUUCUUCAAAGGGCAAAAAAGAAUUCAAGAAAAUGAACUAUCUUUUUGUUGUUUUGGCUUUAUCUGCUGCCGUUACCUUUGCAAAUGCUGAAUGCAACAAAAUACAAUGUCGCAUGUUUUGCAAAUUUGGAUUUCAACAGGAUGAAAAUGGUUGCGACAUCUGCAAGUGCGCUGAAAGACCUGAAAAAAAAUGCAGCAAUAGAUAUUGCAAAAUGCUUUGUCCUGAAGGUUUUCAAGUAGAUGCUAACGGUUGCCAGAUAUGCCGCUGCAAAAGAUCUGCUCUAGAGGCACCAGAAAAAAAGUGCGAUGGUUUAAAACAGUGUAAAAUGCACUGCGAAAAUGGAUUUGUCAGAGAUGAAAACGGUUGCCCAAAAUGCGAAUGCAGUAAAUGCAAACAAUUCCAAUGUUUGAUAUUUUGUCCCCACGGAAAUGAAGUCGACGAAAACGGUUGCAAAACAUGCAAGUGCAAAGCUGCUCCAGAAAAAAAAAAAUGCGACGACUUAAAACAAUGUAGAAUGUUCUGCGAAAACGGAUUCGUCAGAGAUGAAAAUGGUUGCAAGAAAUGCGAGUGCAACAAAUGCAAAAAUUUCAUUUGUCAAAUUUUUUGCGAAUACGGAAACGUUGUUGAUGAAAAUGGCUGUAAAACAUGCAAGUGUAAUAGCAAGCCUUAAAGUUAUCUUUGCAUUGUAGAUGAUUUUUAAAUUUGAUAUUUAAAGAUGUUUAUCUGUAUUUUGUAUUAGUCAUGAGUAACUUUUUAAAUCUUUUA